AUGUCUCCUGCCCUCACCACCGAGACCACCUGGACCCUUCCCCCCUCACCGACUGCUCUCAAGGCGGCAGCACAAGCGACGGCCACCACGACCCCCACCACCACCGCGCCAUACUACAAUGCGCGCUUAGACCCCCGAAACUUCCUCGAAGGCCCUCUCUCUGCUGACCCCGCUACCCGUCUUCGUCAAAUGCUUGCCCGACCUGGUAUCGUCGUCGCGCCAGGAAUCUGCGACGGUAUAUCCGCUCGAUGCGCAGUCGAAGCCGGAUUCGACUGCCUUUACCAAAGUGGUGCCGCAACCACAGCUUCGAGGCUUGGCCAACCUGACCUGGCUAUUGCUACUUUGAACGACUUUGUUGGAGCGGCGGAGAUGGUAUGCAGCUUGAACCCGACGGUACCCGUCAUCGCGGACGCCGACACUGGUUUUGGCGGCGCUAACAUGGUUGCCCGCACUGUGACAAAAUACGCCCGUGCUGGUGUUGCUGGCCUCCACAUCGAGGACCAGGUCCAGACCAAGCGCUGCGGUCAUCUCCUCGGCAAACAGGUCGUUUCCCGGGAAGAGUACAUCACUCGAAUCCGCGCCGCCGUCCAGGCUCGCGAUGCCAUCCCUGGAUCCAACUUUGUUGUCAUUGCCCGCACUGACUCAGCUCAAUGCCUCGGCUGGGAAGAGGCUCUGUUGCGUUUGAAGUUGGCGAGCCAAGUUGGCGCCGACGUGCUCUUCAUCGAGGGCGUCAAGACCAAGGAGCUGCUUGAGGAGACUGUCUCGACACUCGCACCCAAACCGGUCCUCGUCAACGUCAUAUCUGGUGGCCUGACCCCCUCGUUCACCUCCCAAGACGCCGAGGCUAUGGGGGCCAAGAUCAUCAUCUUCUCCCUUGCCUCUUGCGUUCCUAUGGUCCAUGCUCUUCGCUCUGCUUUCCAAAGCCUCAAAAACACCGGCACCGACUUCGUCGCCGCCCAGGGCAUGGGCCCACGCGAGUUCUUCGAAGUGAUGGGCCUUCGGAACGCGAUCGAGCUUGACGCAAAAGCUGGCGGAACCGCCUACACCUCCAUCUAG
Molecule: messenger RNA, 1056 nt
Organism: Mycena indigotica
Lineage: Eukaryota; Fungi; Basidiomycota; Agaricomycetes; Agaricales; Mycenaceae
Exons: 9
Coding region: 1-1056 (351 amino acids)
Molecular function (GO): catalytic activity
Source: RefSeq, a predicted model, not a curated record